CGCCUCUCCAAAACCACAAUCCUUCCCUCAGUAGGCUCUCUCUCUCUCUCUCUCUCUCUCCGAGUUUCCAUCCCUUAGUCGAUUCCAAUGCUUCUUCGCGGCGCGUCAAAGAAGCUCAUCUUCAUGUCUCUUACACCAUCUCAUCCUCCUUUCUCUCUCCUCUCUCCUCGCUCUUCAUCUCUCCGCCUCUCUCGCCUUUGUCUCUCCACCAUCUCCUCUCAUCGCAGCCGUCGAUCUUCCUACACCAACCGCUCUCGCCUCACCAUUUCCGUCAGAGCGUCUGAAGGCAUUCACACUCAGACCGGCAUCAAAGAAGACUACACAGAGUCGUCAUCGUCGUCGUCCGUCGGGCUGUCGGUGAAUCCGACGGUUCCGCAUCAGUGGCCCGAAUGGACGAAGCUGCUGGAGAGUCUCCGCGCCGGAGGGUAUUUCGAUCGGGAGGUUCGUCCUGCAGUAGGGGACGUCGAUGGCGCUAAUGCAGAUGCGUUCGAGGUGUUUGAGGAUUUGCCAGGGGAAUUCAUGCGGGCUGUGAAUGCGUGCCUGUUGUUUGCUCGCGAUCGGACGGAUUUGCUAAGGUUCCUUUCCAAGAAAGAUAUUGAGGUUUUGGUGGAAAAUGGUUCUGCAUUCUUGUUCAAAAAUGGUAUGAAUUCGACCAGGCGGUUGCGGGCUUUCUUAGUCAAUGAUGGCAGCAAUGUGUUGGAAUUUGAGAAGGCACAAACAGUCGAUGUGAUGCGGUUUUUGUUGAGCAAUGCCUACAGUCCUCUUGUUGCUUCAGACCAAAACAACCGUAACAAUAGGGAGCUUGUUGAAGCAUCCAUGCGUAAUUUACUGAGUGAGCUGGUUGGUUUGAGUGGGAGCGUCAGAGAGUCAGGCUUUAUUGAGUCAAUGCCGAGACAGUUUCCGACUGGAUAUGGGCAAUCGCCAAGGCCUGUUGGGCAAAACAUUGAAAUGAAGAGAGGGGACUGGAUCUGUACCAAGUGCAGUUUCAUGAACUUCGCAAGGAACAUGAAAUGUCUCGAAUGCAAUGAAGUGCGGCCAAAGAGGCUUCUGACUGGUGGAGAGUGGGAGUGUCCUCAAUGCGAUUUCUUUAACUACGGGAGGAACACUGUAUGCUUAAGGUGUGAUUGCAAGCGCCCUGGAGAAACCACGUUUGGUGCUCCUACCACUAGGCCUAGUUUUGGGUUUGAUGAGAAGUCAAAUACAGAGCAAGCUCUUAAUGGGACCGACCCCGACAAACGCGACAUUGAGAGCCGCCUAGCUGCUAACGAAGAGAAGGCACAGCGGUGGUUCAGCAAGAUUUCUCAGCUGGACAGCACCGCUGAUAUGAGCAGUGCGAUAGCUGACGAAGACUUCCCAGAGAUCAUGCCACUGCGGAAAGGUGUGAAUCGAUUCGUUGUCAGCACGAGGAAAACGCCAUUAGAGCGGAGGUUGGCCAACGCUCAGUACCGGAGGAAUUUGGGCAAUGAUGGUUCUGCCGAGGGGAAUGAUUUCCCGGCAGGUGAUGUGGGUCGGGUUGGAUCUGAUCAAACAUCUGAAACAUCGAUUAACCAGAGCUUAGAUAGGAUAUUAGGACGCUCGUCAGCUGAGAAAAAUGAUGGUCUUUCAGCAACUGGAACUGAACCAAGAUCCGCUCCUCUGCAGAACAGACAACCUAUAGGUAAUCAGGGGAGCGAUUCCGGCUAUGUUCCGUUUGUGCCAUUACCUGCAGACAUGUUUGCCAAACCACAGAAACCUGGCACCGAAGAUCAAAAUGCCAACAGCAAAUAUUCUGUGGCAGCAAAAGCUGUGGAGCGUGCAGUUCCUGUUUCUGAGAAGCCAGAAAACCAUACGCAAAUUGAUAAAGAGAAAGAGCAAGUCGAUAAAGAGAAAGAGCAGGCUGAGAAAUCUGAGAGAUGGUUUAAGAAAGUUGCAGAGCUACAUGAUGUCACAGAUCUGGCAAGCGCCAUCUCCGACGAGGAUUUCCCAGAGAUCAUGCCCAUGCGGAAAGGGGAGAACCGGUUCGUGGUUAGCAAGAAGAAGGACCGUUCGUUGACGUCACCCCAGUACAAGAGACGGCAGGCCAUGGAGCAAGCCAACAACUCCAAUUUCGUCCCAUUUGUCCCUUUUCCCCCAGACUAUUUUGCCAAGAACAAGAACACGGAAACCCAACCGUCAACUGAGAAAUCUUCAUCUGAAACUACUGUUUCUUCAACACCUGAAAAGAUUCUGGACACUCCGGAGAAAGCAGAGGGCUCUAAUUGGGGGACUGUUGGAAGCUCGGCUCCAAGGUCUGAAAAUCAACAGAAAAAUGGAGAGAAUUGGAAUGUGGGUUUAUCUCCAAAUAACUUGAGUGAGAGCAAGGGGGAUGCUGUUUAUGGGGGAGCUUCUGGAAACUCAACCCAACGGCCUGGUAAUCUACAGACAAGCGGGGGAGAGAGUUGGAACAGUGGGCGGGCCACACAACAACAACCUGAGAGCAGGCUGAGCAGCGGGGAGAGCUGGAACCGGGGGUUUACGGGAAAGAGCUUGGAGGGAUCGAUGGUGAAGGAGCCAGAUCCACUGGACAUGUCAGAGGAGGCGAAGGCGGAGAGGUGGUUCCGGCGUGUCGCGCAGAUCAAAGACAUCUCGGAGCUGAGCCAGAUCCCUGACGAGGAUUUCCCCUCGAUAAUGCCGAUGAGGAAAGGGGUGAACCGGUUUGUUGUGAGCAAGAGGAAGACGCCGCUGGAGAGGAGGCUUACGUCCCCACAGUACAGGAGGAAUCUGCCAAUUGUGAGCUCCAGUCCGACGGAUAACACGGAUGAUAGAUCAGAUAAGGAGGCGGCAUCGUAGUAGUUGGGAUUUCAGAUUUCGGUAUGGAUAUUGUUUUCGUGAAGCUGCUUCUUCAUAAUUAUGUCUUUAAAAGAUGAAUUUUGAACUUCCAAAAAAAAAAAAAACAGAAGAUGAAUUUUGUGUUGGAAUUUUGAUCCUUU
Molecule: messenger RNA, 2948 nt
Organism: Magnolia sinica
Lineage: Eukaryota; Viridiplantae; Streptophyta; Magnoliopsida; Magnoliales; Magnoliaceae
Product: zinc finger protein VAR3, chloroplastic
Exons: 5
Coding region: 88-2808 (906 amino acids)
Cellular component (GO): cytoplasm
Molecular function (GO): mRNA binding
Source: RefSeq, a predicted model, not a curated record